Molecule: messenger RNA, 4561 nt
Organism: Cyprinus carpio (common carp)
Lineage: Eukaryota; Metazoa; Chordata; Actinopteri; Cypriniformes; Cyprinidae
Product: E3 ubiquitin-protein ligase MGRN1-like
Biological process (GO): protein ubiquitination; negative regulation of G protein-coupled receptor signaling pathway; endosome to lysosome transport
Cellular component (GO): plasma membrane; nucleus; cytoplasm
Molecular function (GO): ubiquitin protein ligase activity
Source: RefSeq, a predicted model, not a curated record
GUGAGAGGAGAGGACAAAUGAAGCUCGUGUUCUCUUGACAGACGCGUCUCGUGACGAGCUCAGCCAAUCACGUGGCGAAUGCGAUGUGCUACAACCCUCCCGGGGUCGCCUCGCAACAACGAUUUCCUUGUGUUAUGUUUUCACGAAGAAAACGGCUUUUAUUAUUUGGAGAGAACACCACGGACAAAACUAUCCGCAGGUCUUUUGUCUUCCCUUUUAGAAUUUACUUUAGAGUUUUUAAGUGCCUGUUCACCACUUGUUUUAUUGAGUACCAGUUCGUGACAGGCGAACUAGCUAGCUAGGUGCGGGCUUGCUAGUCAGUUAGUCAAGACUGACUGAACUAAACAUCACAUAAUACGACUGUACGAGACACAUCCGAUCCCACUCAGAAGAAAAGAAAUGCCGAUCAAACACAUGUCAUGUUAAUUUGAACACUUUUUUUCGUUUCGGAGCCGUUGCUGUUUUUACGCGGCUAAGGUUAGCUCACGUAACCAGCUGUGUUGUUGUUGUUGUUGUUGUACACAUAUAAUAACCGCUAGUUUGUUCUAAUCGGACUGUGCUGGAGAAAUGGGUUCAAUUAUUAGUCGAAGAAUCGCUGGUGUUGAGGAUAUCGACAUCCAGGCCAAUUCUGCAUACAGAUAUCCUCCAAAAUCAGGAAACUAUUUUGCCAGCCAUUUUUUCAUGGGAGGAGAGAAGUUUGACACUCCUCAUCCAGAGGGUUACCUUUUUGGAGAGAACAUGGAUCUCAACUUUCUUGGUAACCGCCCAGUGCAGUUUCCCUAUGUUACUCCAGCACCCCAUGAGCCAGUCAAGACACUGAGAAGUCUUGUCAACAUCAGAAAAGACUCAUUACGAUUGGUCAGGUAUAAAGAUGAUGCUGAUACUCCAACUGAUGAAGAAGCAAAACCAAGGGCGUUAUAUGGAGUGGAGUUCACCUUUGACUCUGAUGCACGAGUGGCCAUCACUAUCUACUGCCAGGCUUUUGAGGAGUUCUCCAAUGGGAUGGCAUUAUACAGCCCGAAAACCCCUGCAUUAGUCUCUGAAACCGUAUAUUACAAAAGAGGGGUUAGCCAGCAGUUUACCCUGCCCUCCUUCAAGAUUGAUUUCUCUGAAUGGAAGGAAGAAGAUCUCAACUUUGAUUUGGACAGAGGUGUUUUUCCCAUGGUGAUUCAGGCUGUGGUUGAUGAAGGAGAUGAUUGUUUGGGACAUGCACAUGUACUGUUGGCAGCAUUUGAAAGACAUGUUGAUGGCAGUUUCUCAGUCAAACCUUUGAAGCAGAAACAAAUAGUGGACCGUGUCAGUUACUUGUUACAAGAGAUUUAUGGAAUUGAGAAUAAAAAUAACCAAGAGACAAAGCCAUCUGAUGACGAGAACAGUGACAACAGCAACGAGUGUGUGGUGUGUCUGUCAGAUCUGCGGGACACCCUGAUUUUGCCCUGUAGGCACUUGUGCCUGUGUAACUCCUGCGCUGAUACUCUUCGCUACCAGGCCAACAACUGCCCAAUCUGCAGACUGCCGUUUCGAGCUCUUCUUCAGAUUCGAGCUGUAAGAAAGAAGCCUGGAGCACUUUCUCCUGUUUCCUUCAGCCCGGUGCUGGCUCAAAGCAUGGAUCAUGAUGAGCACUCAAGCUCAGACUCAGUUCCCCCUGGCUUUGAGCCCAUCUCGCUGCUGGAGGCUUUGAAUGGUCUUGGUGCCGCGUCCCCUGGCCUUCCAUCUGCACCUCUGUAUGACGAGAUCAACUUCUCUGGGAGCUUGAGUGGAGAGAGCAGGCAGCUCAGCUCACCUGACCACUCUGGAGACAGUGGGGGACAGAAGAGCAAAGUCAGCAAGUCUCCCGACAGCACUCUGCGCUCUCCAUCAUCACCCAUUCAGGAGGAGGAUGAAGAAAAACUUUCGGAGUUGUCUGAUGCACAAGCUCACAUGCUGCUGUCCAGCAGUCCUGCCCCCACUGAGGGUACGGCUGGGGAGGACGCCCCUGAUUCACUGUCUCCUGAAGAUGAGGAUGGACUGAAUUUGGAGGAAGAGGCGAUGAAUGACUGCAGCAGUGAGCUCAGCAGCUUAACCAAGACUGAAAGUGACCCCCCUGGAGACCUGUCCCUCCCCGCUCUAGGUCCUGAUUCCUGCUCUAUUGGUUUGGAAGAGUAAUGGGAUUAUCUGGCUCAAUGGAAAGUCUGAACACUCAGAGUACCUGCUGCUCCAGCCAGCCGCUCCUGGGUCCCUCAAGCCAUUUGCACAUGGAUGAUGAUGAACUGGAUGUUUAACCCUGUCCAUCUCCUUCUUUGUACAGCCCGACAUGUCUCAACAUUGCAGUUUGAUGCACUUCCAUUCCAGUAUCCCACUUUGAACAUGAUUGACUCCAUGCCUUUUGAACAUAACCGGCUGAGGCCGAUGAGCUUGUUCUGGAGGUGUGUCAUAUUUCUUGUGCUUGGUGUUUAGGGCUCUAUUUUGAUCAAGUUGCUUACUUCACCCAAAAUGACCACCCUUACUCAAACUCUGCAUUAUUAUCUUUCUUCAUGGAUCACUAAAGAAGUUGGGCAGAAUGUCCAGUCUGCUCUUUUACAUUUCAUGAAAGUUGAUUUUAAAGUACUUGGUAAGCUCCAGAAACCAAUGAAAUAAAAUUAUUAGUUCAUACUACAUAUCAAGUAAUUAAGUUUUCAGAAGCUAAAUGAAAUAUCUGCGAUGAACUGAACAGACCAAACUCUAAACCAUCAAAUAAUAUUCCCUCCAAUUACAAAACGCCUUCAUGGUCUACUCUUAUUGAACUUUUGGAGAUUUGCGAUGCAUCCUUUCAUGGGAAAAAAUAUAAUAUUGGGUUAGAAUGAUGUUGCAGAUGCAAUUUCUGUUGAUUUGUGGAAACACUUAAAAUGUUGUUGUUGUUUUUUAAUUGGCAUCUGUUGUUUCUUGAAGAACUUUUAACAUCCAAGGAACCUUCCAAUUGCACAAAAUGUUCUUCAAACUGGUAAAAGGUUCUCUAGAUGAACUUCAAAAAAAAAAAUAGUUUUAUGAACUGUUCGCUGAAAGGUUCUUUGAGGAACUUGCUCGCCACUUGUAUGUGUUAAAAAGCUUUAUUUGUAAGAGUGCGGUUGAGGGUGAAGCAGGUCAUUUCGGUGCUUGGUUAUGUGAUGCUAGAUAUAGAACUUUGAUCCAGAAAUUGAUUAUAACAGUAAUAAACAUACAGCAGCUUGUUACAAUUAAUAGACAAAGCACAUUUCAAUAAAAACUAAUUUCAGGAUAUCUGUAUGAGUAAAUGUAAAAGUCAGCAAAUGUUAAAUGUUAAACUAACGAGUAAAUAAUACAGAAAAAUAAUUGUAAAUGUUUUAGUAUGUGGUUAAAUGUUCUGAAAUUGUUUUUUUGUGUGCUGACUGAAGAUGAGCAGUAAGAUAAGCACUUCUAAAUAUAUCUAUAUUCAUGAUUUCAAAUGUAAUAUUUAUAGUGAUCAAAUACUGUUGGAAAUGGUGGAGUUCUUGUCAGUUUAAUGACCAAAUAUUGUGUGGUCUAACAGUGCUUUAAAUGUGCUUGCUUGUUCAGCUAUUUAAUGCUCUUUAAGGACUAAAAAAGCCAUGGUGGACUCUUAUUUACCUCUAUUUGCUUAUGCAUAUUGUAAUAUAAUCUUUAAAUACUUUUAACAUGUGAAGGCAUUCCUUUCAUGUGACGGUUCAGAUGUUAUUAAAUCAUUGUAGAGCGAGGACUUUGCGAGUAUUUGGUUGGUUGUAUUUCUUGACAGCUGGACCCUGUAUUUCUGAGAGAGGAAAGAAAAGCUCAAUGAACAAGUCACAAGAAGCAUGAAAUCUCAUUGUUCUCCUCAAACAUGCAGAUAUGCAGUGUCUUGUAGCGUUAUGCAUAGAGGUUUAUGUGCCUUUAAAGAACAAAACAAGUGUUGUAACAGCUUUUGCUCAUAGCAGUGCUGUUCUUUUGUUCAUCUUCAGCUGUAACCGUUAGCCUCGACUACAUUUAUGCAUUAGAUGUGAGACUGAUGUUCUUAUUUGUAAUGUCCAUUUUGGAGAGCAGAUCAUUUUAAACUGAUACUAUGUAGGUUGAAACAUAUUGCUUAUACAAAUUUUGUAAUGCUAUGAUACUUAACAUGAUUUUUGUUACAUCAUCUGUUCAUAUUGACUAAGCUGCUCUGUACAUGUAUUUUAAUCAAAUGUAAAAAAAAAAAAAAAAUCUGAUGAAAUAUUGAUGCGGUUGAAUUAAUUGCUUACAGCUCUGCAUGAUAAUUUUGAUGUAAGAUUUAUCACUGCUCUGGAAUAUGCAUAUUAUUUAUUUCCUCAAAUGAUGUGCCAUUUUAAUUAAAUAUUCAACUGUGCCUUCUUGUUCCUCACUUGUGAGAAGUGCAUUUAAAGCGUACUUUCAAUAGGAAUACUAAUUAUGAAAGCAAUAUACUUGUAUCAUUAUUAUGGAACAACUGUUGUAUAUAAAUUCCAUGAGUGUUAUAUCCUAAAUCUAAGAAGUUAAACAUUUGAGUGUUUUUUGAUGUAUAUUUGCAUGUACUUCUGAUAUAUUUUGGUCAGUGGCACUGAAAAUAAAAUGUACUUCAAAGCAACUGUAAUUUAGAAAAAUA